CAUGCCAAAGCGCAGGGCCUGAAAGCAGCUGUGAUUUCUCUUUGCAGGAGUUGCUGGCAGUGUUUGUGGAAGGAAGUAGCGGGCGGAGUCCCUUCACCAGGAGAAGCCUGGAUCCAAGCUGUAGGAGAGAAGCAGCGUGGAAUCUGUUAACAUGUCUGAUGCCCUGGCUAAUGCCACAUGCCAGCGCUGUCAGGCCCGUUUUGAUCCAUCUGAAAGGAUUGUGAAUAGCAACGGGGAGCUGUAUCAUGAGAAUUGUUUCGUCUGUGCCCAGUGCUUCCGGCAGUUCCCAGAUGGACUCUUCUAUGAGUACGAAGGUCGAAAAUAUUGUGAACAUGACUUCCAAAUGCUGUUUGCUCCCUGCUGUGGGACAUGUGGUGAAUUCAUUAUUGGCCGUGUCAUCAAAGCAAUGAACAACAACUGGCACCCGGAGUGCUUCCGUUGUGAACUGUGUGAUGUGGUUCUUGCUGACCUGGGCUUUGUGAAGAAUGCCGGGAGGCACCUGUGCAGACCCUGUCACAAUCGGGAGAAAGCCAAGGGCCUGGGCAAGUACAUCUGCCAGAAGUGUCACCUGAUUAUUGAUGAGCAGCCCUUGAUGUUCAAGAAUGACUCUUACCAUCCAGACCACUUCAACUGUACCCACUGUGGGAAAGAACUGACUGCGGAGGCCAGAGAGCUGAAAGGGGAACUUUACUGUCUGCCCUGCCAUGACAAGAUGGGGAUUCCCAUUUGUGGAGCUUGCCGGAGGCCCAUUGAAGGCCGAGUGGUCAAUGCCCUAGGAAAGCAAUGGCAUGUGGAGCAUUUUGUCUGUGCCAAAUGUGAGAAACCAUUCCUGGGUCACCGUCACUAUGAGAAGAAGGGCCUGGCAUACUGUGAGACACAUUACAACCAGCUCUUCGGGGACGUCUGCUACAACUGCAGCCACGUGAUCGAGGGAGAUGUGGUAUCAGCUCUCAAUAAGGCCUGGUGUGUGAACUGCUUCUCCUGCUCCACCUGCAAUAUUAAACUCACCCUGAAGAACAAAUUUGUGGAGUUUGACAUGAAGCCUGUCUGCAAGAAAUGCUAUGAAAAAUUUCCUCUCGAGCUAAAGAAAAGGCUGAAGAAGCUGUCUGAAUUGGCCUCCCGGAAAGCCCACCCCAAGUCUGUGGACUCCAAUUCUUUCUGAAAAACCUCUGCUGGGAUUGUGUCCUCACCAUUGCCAUGCUGACCUCUUCUUCCCUGUGCUCUUCCUUUCAUCUUCCUUUUCUCCUCUUUCUACUUCUCUGCUUCCUCCCUUCUUCCCCCUUUUCCUCCAUGGUUGUUGUCUUCUUGGUAUCUCUUGAAUCACUGACUGGGGCUCUGAAAUCCUAAGAGCACUCGCUACAGUAAAACCUGUUGAGAGUUGAAGAAAUAGAGGAAGAGAGAGGAUCUAGGAGGUAGAUGAGACCUGUAUACCCAUUCCAAUAGCCCACAGCUGGUUUGCUGCUCUCACCACUAUAAUAAGUCUCUGGCAUUCCCCAA
Messenger RNA from Phascolarctos cinereus (koala), 1497 nucleotides. It is a transcript of the gene LIMS2, whose product is annotated as LIM zinc finger domain containing 2. Gene Ontology annotation, cellular component: cell-cell junction; focal adhesion; cytoplasm. Gene Ontology annotation, biological process: positive regulation of substrate adhesion-dependent cell spreading; cell-cell junction organization; positive regulation of integrin-mediated signaling pathway. The record is from RefSeq and is a predicted model, not a curated record. Lineage: Eukaryota; Metazoa; Chordata; Mammalia; Diprotodontia; Phascolarctidae.